AUCUCAAGUGAAUCAGUGGUUGAACCAGGACCAGAUCCCAGUGUCCUAUCUUCUGGGACAUCCUCAGCCUGAAUUUUUAAUACAUAUCCCUUCUGCAGUGCCUUUCCUCUGAGGCCCUCAAAGGGAAACUGAGGCCUUUGAGGACAUGAAGACUUGAAUUAGGCCAACCAGGGGCCUUGGAACUCCAAAUCAAAGAGGAGAAGAAAGCAGCGUCCAGAGAAGGGGUGCAGGCUGAGGAGCUGCCCAGAGCACUGCUCACACUCCCAGAGUACCUGAAGUCGCUGUCCCAAUGACAGGUGACAAGGGUCCCCAGAGGCUGAGCAGGUCCAGCUAUGGCUCCAUCUCAAGCCCCACCAGCCCAGGACCACAGCAAGUGCCUCCCAGAGAGACCUACCUGAGUGAGAAGAUCCCCAUCCCAGACACGAAACCGGGCACCUUCAGUCUGCGGAAGCUGUGGGCCUUCACGGGGCCCGGCUUCCUCAUGAGCAUUGCUUUCCUGGACCCAGGAAACAUCGAGUCGGAUCUUCAGGCUGGCGCCGUGGCUGGAUUCAAACUUCUCUGGGUGCUGCUCUGGGCCACAGUGUUGGGCCUGCUCUGCCAGCGACUGGCUGCCCGUCUGGGCGUGGUGACAGGCAAGGACUUGGGCGAGGUCUGCCAUCUCUACUACCCUAAGGUGCCCCGUACCCUCCUCUGGCUGACCAUCGAGCUAGCCAUUGUGGGCUCCGACAUGCAGGAAGUCAUCGGCACAGCCAUUGCAUUCAAUCUGCUCUCAGCUGGACGAAUCCCGCUCUGGGGUGGCGUCCUCAUCACCAUCGUGGACACCUUCUUCUUCCUCUUCCUCGAUAACUAUGGGUUGCGGAAGCUGGAGGCUUUUUUUGGACUGCUUAUAACCAUUAUGGCCUUGACCUUUGGCUAUGAGUAUGUGGUGGCGCGUCCUGCUCAGGGAGCGCUUCUUCGGGGUCUGUUCCUGCCCUUGUGCCCGGGCUGCGGCCACCCCGAGCUGCUGCAGGCGGUGGGCAUUGUUGGCGCCAUCAUCAUGCCCCACAACAUCUACUUGCACUCAGCCCUGGUCAAGUCUCGAGAGAUAGACCGGGCCCGCCGAGUGGACAUCCGAGAAGCCAACAUGUACUUCCUGAUUGAGGCCACCGCCGCCCUCUCUGUCUCCUUUCUCAUCAACCUCUUUGUCAUGGCUGUCUUUGGGCAGGCCUUCUACCAGCAAACCAACCAGGCUGCGGGCUUCCUGAAGCUGCGGUGGUCACGCUUCGCCCGUGUCCUCCUCACCCGCUCCUGUGCCAUCCUGCCCACCGUGCUUGUAGCUGUCUUUCGGGACCUGAGGGACUUGUCGGGCCUCAAUGAUCUGCUCAACGUGCUGCAGAGCCUGCUGCUCCCUUUCGCCGUGCUGCCCAUCCUCACAUUCACCAGCAUGCCCGCCCUCAUGCAGGAGUUUGCCAAUGGCUGGCUGAGCAAAGCCAUCACCGCCUCCAUCAUGGCGCUAGUCUGUGCCAUCAACCUCUACUUCGUGAUCAGCUACCUGCCCAGCCUGCCACACCCUGCCUACUUUGGCCUUGCGGCCCUGAUAGCCACAGCCUACCUGGGCCUUACCACCUACCUGGUCUGGACCUGUUGCCUUGCCCAUGGAACCACCUUUCUGGCCCACAGCUCCCACCGCCACUUCCUGUAUGGGCUCCUUGAAGAGGACCAGAGAGGGGAGACCUCUGGCUAGGUCCACACCUGGAACCUGGCUGGGAGUGGCAUGGAUGGCACGACUGGCCUGUUGGAUGUGGAGGGGGCGCAUGCAGGCAGCAGGAUGCAGUGGGACACUUCCUGAGGCCGGUCAACCUGGGGAGCCUCAGGGACCUGCUGUUUCCUAGCACAGCCAUGUGAUUACCCUCUGGGUCUCAGUGUCCUCAUCUGUAAAACGGAGACACCGCCACCCUUGCCAUGGAGGUUAAGCACUUUAAACAUAGGCCCUGGCACUUGGAGCCAAAAAACAAAAAAAAUUCAAGAGGUAUUUAUUCAUUGAUCUGAUAGCCAAAGGGCAGGUGGGAUGGGGACUGGGGGACUUGGAGGCUUGGGCGGGACACAGGUUCCAAACUAGAGCUUGAAAUAGAGUCUGAUGAAUGUUAA
Molecule: messenger RNA, 2127 nt
Organism: Cebus imitator (Panamanian white-faced capuchin)
Lineage: Eukaryota; Metazoa; Chordata; Mammalia; Primates; Cebidae
Gene: SLC11A1
Product: solute carrier family 11 member 1
Exons: 14
Coding region: 290-1723 (477 amino acids)
Biological process (GO): metal ion transport
Cellular component (GO): plasma membrane
Molecular function (GO): cadmium ion transmembrane transporter activity; iron ion transmembrane transporter activity; manganese ion transmembrane transporter activity
Source: RefSeq, a predicted model, not a curated record